Exserohilum turcica Et28A is the source of this 594-nucleotide messenger RNA. RefSeq lists its product as uncharacterized. Lineage: Eukaryota; Fungi; Ascomycota; Dothideomycetes; Pleosporales; Pleosporaceae. The transcript has a single exon. The record is from RefSeq and is a predicted model, not a curated record. The coding region runs from base 1 to 594 and encodes 197 amino acids.
AUGAGCUUCUCGGGACAAGUUUCUCACACGCAGGUGGAGCGUGAAGGCGUGCAGCCAGCACAAGAUAGCGCCUUUUCAGAGGCCGACACCAAGGCUCGCGGCAGAGUGGAUAGUGUAGGCGACGACACCAUCACCAGCACGACCAACGACAAGGCGAACAGCAAGCCCAUUGCCAAGCCCACCAGCAAACAACCCGGUACUUCAAUACGUCCUGUCGUCAAGGCAGAAGUCCCCCUCGUUUUCACCAGGCGAAUCACACCACCACAGCAAUGCGCCCAGCAAGCGCAUUCCUCGUCCGGGCCUCCUCACCCUUCCCCUCUGUCUGCCCGGCUGCCCGAUCCCAUUCAGCCACCAGCCAACAAAUCAUCUCCAGGGCCGCACUCGUCUGCAUCCAAGGCGCUACCGGGAAAAGAAGAGGAAGAGACAUAUGAGAAACUAGGCAGUAGUGCCUUGCUGGAAGGCAGUGUCCCGGAUUUUACACCCACGGGGCACCAGUGGCGCGAUUCAUGCCGCGGCGUGGAUAGUGAGGCUGUUCGCCGAUAUUUCAGCUCAAGGUAUAGGAGGAGGGUAUAUGGAUCUGUCAGGGAGCAAUAG